This is a messenger RNA of Dichotomopilus funicola, 1485 nucleotides long. RefSeq lists its product as uncharacterized. The transcript has 3 exons. Bases 1 to 1485 code for a protein of 494 amino acids. The record is from RefSeq and is a predicted model, not a curated record. NCBI's taxonomy places the organism in Eukaryota, Fungi, Ascomycota, Sordariomycetes, Sordariales, Chaetomiaceae. Gene Ontology annotation, biological process: ergosterol biosynthetic process. Gene Ontology annotation, cellular component: endoplasmic reticulum. Gene Ontology annotation, molecular function: 3-beta-hydroxysteroid dehydrogenase [NAD(P)+]/C4-decarboxylase activity; 3-beta-hydroxy-Delta5-steroid dehydrogenase (NAD+) activity.
AUGUUUUGGACCGCACUGGCGGCUGUGGCCGUCCUCGCGGCGGUGUGGCUAGUCCGUAUCAACGCGGGCAUGUUGAGCGUUCCCGAGGACGCACAAAACGCCUCGCCCCAACGUUGGACAAAGCAGCGAAUCCAAGAGGCGUACGAGCGGGUCAAGAAGAAGCCGAUCGAUUUCUCGCAUCUCCUGCCCCCGCGCCUGGAGAGGCGGUAUGUCAUCGUGGGCGGCUCAGGACUCGUGGGGGGCGACAUCGUGCUUCAGCUGCUGGAGCGCGGCGAACUGCCUGAGGCGAUCCGCAUCGUCGACUUUGCCCCCGUCAACCGCCGGGACAUGCUCCGGACGGCUGCGGACUGUGACUUUGCCAAGGCCGAUAUCACCUCCCGGGCCUCCGUCGAGGCCGCCUUCUCCCGGCCGUGGCCUGAGUCCGUGGCAAAGCGGCCCCUGACCGUUUUCCACACGGCGGCUGCCGUUCGCCCGCAGGAGCGCAGUUUGCUGCUGUACCACCGUAUCAGUCCGGUCAACCGUGAUGGGGCUGUGAACGUGCUGGAGACGGCUAAGGCUGCGGGUGCGGAUGUGUUUAUUGCUACGUCGUCGGCCUCGGUCGGGGUUGUUCCGCCGAACUUUUGGAUCUGGCCGUGGCAGAGCUCGCCGAAGGACUAUGUCCAGGUUGUGGAUGAGAAGGACUUUGAUGCGCCGUUGCGUCCGCACAGCCAGUUCUUCUCCAACUACGGCUACUCCAAAGCGGAAGCCGAGCGCGCCGUCUGCGCCGCCAACUCCCCGACCUUCCGCACCGGCGCCAUCCGCCCGGGCAACCCCAUCUACGGGCAAAAGACGGACCCCGUCCUCGGCAUCGUCCUCCGCACAGGCGACAACGUAACCUGGAUCCCCCACGUCAUCCAGCACUUUGUCAACUCCCGCAACGUCGCCCUCGCCCACCUCCAAUUCGAAGCCGCCCUGGCCCCGACCACCCCGACCUCCCGCACCAGCGCCCGCAGCAAAGCCGCCGCCCUCGCCCACUUACCCGCUUGCGCCGGCCGCCCCUUCAACGUCACUGACCCGGGCCCGCCCAUCGCUUUCACAGACCUCUAUACGGCUGCCGAACAGCUCUCUACCAAACCAGUCCGCACCUUCCCGCAACAGCCCCUCGUCCUAUUCCUCAUCGCCCACGUCAUCGAAGCCUGGUGCCUAAUCCUCGCGCGCUUCCCGUUUCUGACAAAAUACUUCGGUCUGCGCGAGCCGGCGGGGCCGAUCCAUAUGCUCCAGCCGUCGGUAUUCACCGUGUCGAUCCAUACGAUCAUUGAUGAUAGCGAGGCAAGGAAGAGUGUGGAGGACGGCGGGAUUGGGUAUCGGCCGGGGUGUGAGACGUUGGAGGGGGUGUGUGAGCAGAUUUUGGAGUGGAAUCGGGAGAAUGAGGGGGUGGAGGGGGAGGAUGGGCCCGAGGGGACGUUGGCGAAGGCUGCUUUGAUGGGGCAGGGGGUUGCUGCGUGA